CAGAGGGGGGCGGUCUCACGUGACUGGGUGGCUGCUCUAAAUGCUACCAGUUCACAUGACGGAGACAUGGCUUAUUCAGUCCGUGUGCCUUUGACCGACAUCUAACCGCGUUUCCUGCCAGUUUCUACCAACAGGACGUGCUUCGGGAUCACUAAAUAAUAAUCCCUUGUUAUUUGGACAUCAGGGAGUAACGUAAACAACAACAGGAAGAGGAACAACAACAGUGACGUUUCAGUUUUGAGCGAACGGUCCGUCAAGUCAAGUGCAGCUCGCCGCGGAGACCCACCUGCGCCUGCAGCGGCGACACAGCACCACCUCCCCGGGCUCUUAUCUCUCCACCUCCCCGGGCUCUUGUCUCUCCACCACAGGGACAGAAAGAGGAGAAAAGUCCCCACCUGAAAGGAUGAAACUCUCCCACGCUUUGGCGGUGCUCAUCAUCGCCUGGCUUGCGGUUUUGGGCCGCAUUCAGGCUGUUACUCUUGAGGUGAAAGAAGGGAACUCUACCUGCAUCAAGGCUGAGCUCUCUGCAUCGUUCUCCGUCACGUACAACGCCUCCAGCAGCACGAAAACAGUGCAGGUUGCUCUGCCUGACUCCACCACGGUCGAUAUCGCCAGCAGCUCCUGUGGCUCAGACAGCAACUCACCGUGGCUGGUUGCGGUGUUUGGACCCGGCCACGCGCUGGGGCUGAGCUUUUCAACCAAUGGAAGUCUGUACAGUGUGGCUAACCUGACGCUGCAGUACAACCUCAGCGACACUUCAGUCUUCCCAGAGUCAAACAGCUCCGAUGUGGUCACUGUGAUAUCUGCUUCAGUUGGGAUUUGGGCGACGAUCAACACCACCUACCGCUGCAGGAGCCCCGCCACUUUUAACGUUGGUGGAGCAAGUGUCACCUUCUCUGAUAUGAGGCUGGAGGCGUACAUGCCACGAAAUGACCUGAGUCCAACAGAAAGCGUGUGUAUGGCAGAUCAGCCCAGCACUGCAGCUCCACCCACCACUGCCAUCACGACAACAACCGUAGCUCCAUCACCAACCCCUCCAGGAACACCUGAGCGGGGCCUCUACUCUGUAAACAACAGUAACGGCACUGUUUGUCUCCUGGCUCAAAUGGGACUGCAGCUCAACGUGUCUUACUUCUCUCUGUCUCAGAAUAAGACUAUCCAGGAAUUACUCAACCUGACUCCCAAUCGGACCAUUGCAUCAGGAUCAUGUGAAGCCAGCAGUGCUUCCUUGGUUCUGACACAGGAGCGCACCACACUCACCUUUACCUUUACUCUGAACUCCACAACCAACAAGUACCGCCUGAGUGGGCUAACUCUGCUUGCUAAUUGGACGGAUGCACCUGCUCCUUUCACAGCCACUAACACCAGUCUGGACUACCUGCGGAGUACACUGGGCCGCUCCUACAUGUGCAACGCAGAGCAGACUCUGGUUGUGGUGCCAAUCUUCUCUCUCAACACAUUUAGACUGCAGGUCCAACCCUUCAGAGUCACAACCAACCAGUUUGCUACAGCGGAGGAGUGUCAGAUGGACCAGGACCAGAUGCUCAUCCCCAUCAUUGUCGGAGCAGCUCUGGCCGGCCUGGUGCUGAUCGUCCUCAUUGCAUACCUAAUAGGCCGAAAGAGGAGCCACGCUGGAUACCAGACAAUCUGAAAGAACCCUUCAUUUCCCUUAAACCUGACAGACUGAGCGGUGGAGAGAUGAACCAAAGUGUGUGAGCGAGCAAGUAAUAAAACCGUGGACACGAGCAUGAGUGAAUGGAAGCAGUUGUUACUCUGUGGCGAGUGCAUGCUUUUGCAUAUCCAAUGUGACCCCUGGAUAUUUUUAUUUUACUUUCACUUCCUCUGUGACAUGAUGAGAAGCCAAAGGCCUGCGAGCUUUAGAUGGUGUGCGUCUUGAUGAAGCCCGAGAGAACCGAGUCUUCACACAAUUUAGGGUGGAGGCAGUUUGAAUUUGAUGUUCAAGUUCACCGUCAGCUGUUCCCUCUUGUCCCAUUGAGUUCUAGGAAUUGGUUGAAUUUGCUUGAACUGCUUUUGUUUGUAAUUAUUUAUAUAUAUUGCAAAAAUCAAUUAAUAUCCCAAGAGGCCGAGAGAGAGUCAAAUCUAGGAGAAAGAUAUAUUUUUUAAAAGUUCCAAUGGCUUAUGUACAAGUAAAAACAUUUCAAGUUAGGUGGAGUUUUAUUCUUACACAUAAACAUGCUCAAUAUACGCAUAAAAUAAUCCCAGUGUCUCUAUAAAAGGGAAAGUUCUCCAUGUUUCUCUUUCUCAUAUUGCUCCACACUGCAGACUGUCCCAACAGUGCACUGAGGUGCGGUUUAAUUCAGCUAAUUAAACAGUCUGGUAAUUAUGAUAAUAAAAGGUGAAGAGCUGCUUUGUGUAAACAGUGUGUAUUGGAGUGUGACUCUGCAUUAUUAAAAUGUAUAUAACAUUACAGCUAAACAGGUGCAUGGAUUCAUUUUUCAUUCUUGCUUUCCCCAACUCUCCUUUAAGAAUGUUCAUAUGAAUUGUAGUGAUUUGAUCUUUUAUUUUUAUAGAAAAUGGUUUGAUCUCGUUUUCUAUUAUGCAUCGUACUGAAAGUUAAUAAAAAUCUUAAAAUCCA
Centropristis striata (black sea bass) is the source of this 2596-nucleotide messenger RNA. It is a transcript of the gene lamp1a, whose product is annotated as lysosomal associated membrane protein 1a. The transcript has 9 exons. Lineage: Eukaryota; Metazoa; Chordata; Actinopteri; Perciformes; Serranidae. The record is from RefSeq and is a predicted model, not a curated record. Bases 404 to 1651 code for a protein of 415 amino acids. Gene Ontology annotation, cellular component: membrane.